Molecule: messenger RNA, 1476 nt
Organism: Monascus purpureus
Lineage: Eukaryota; Fungi; Ascomycota; Eurotiomycetes; Eurotiales; Aspergillaceae
Source: the annotation of a GenBank genome assembly
AUGUCCACGCCAACGAGUCCCGUCGACCUCCCCCAUCGGUCGGGGACUUUGACCAGUUCCUUUACGCGGAGGAGCUCUCUGAGUGAUGACGAGGCGAUUCCGGACUCGGAUGUCACUAAGCCAACCAACCUCUUGAUUGAACGUCUUCGGGCAUGGAAGCACCUAUGUGCCUACCUCGAGGAUUACGUGGCCGCGACGGCCAAGGUGCAAAAGUCGCAGUCGAAGGAUUAUGAGAAGGUUCUGAAGGCUAUUGCCGAGCCCUUGAGGGAGGCGCAUCAUUUCAGUGACAGCCCUGGUGGUGUCUCUAGCUCUUUCGAGAACCUCCGUACGAAUACUCAGGGAAUGGUGACUAUGUUCCUUGAAACGGAGAGGAGCCUGAGGACUAUCGUGCUACCGAUCCUCGAGCGACUUCAUAAAGAGAUAAAGGCCAAGUCUAAAGAGCUGCAUUCUGGAGCAUCGAAGAGUGCCAAAGCGGUGGAGAAGGCUCGAGGCGUCACCCAGAAGCAUAUCGAGCUCCUGGCCCAGCAGGCGGCCGCCUUUGACGCAGCGGCCCACAGCAAGAUCGAGCAGUCUCACGACCCUUACAUCCUUCGUCGGGGCAUCAAUUACCGUCUGAACAAGCAGGUUAUUGAGGAAAACAAUAACCGCCAAGAUGUCCUGGCCGUGCAGAACUCUUUCCAGCAGUUCGAGGCCCACGUUCUGCAGACCAUCCAGGGCAGCCUCGAUCAGUUCUUCCAGGUCGUUGGAAGUCAGCUGGACCGCCAGCGUGCCAUGUACAGCGAGAUCCUGGCAAACUUCCAGCGAAUCCCUCCGGACUUUGAGUGGGUCAACUUCGCCGUGCGGAAUGACCAGACUCUCGUCAACCCAGACUCACCCAAGAGGUCGCUGUCUAACAUUAAUUUCCCUAACCAAGAUCACCGGUCUACCAAGCCGUUGAUUGAGGGUACCUUGGAACGAAAAUCCCGUGCCAUGUUGAAAGGCUACAGCAGUGGAUACUACGUAGUCACGCCAGCUCGAUAUCUCCACGAGUACAAGGACACUGAUGACUUCCGUCGUGACCCUACUCCUGAGCUGUCUUUGUAUCUUCCUGAAUGCCUAGUCGGUGCUAUUGACGGCACCAAGUUCACUAUCAAGGGCAAGGACGUGUCGAGCGGCAAAGUGGGCAAUGCCUUCCAUACCAACACCGAGUUGAGCUUCAAGGCCUUUUCUCCCAAUGAAGCAGAAAAGUGGUGGACGGCCAUCAAAAACGCAAACCAGGGCACAGUCCACCUUCCUGCUGCCGCCGAUGUUCAUCCGCCGCCAUAUGCAGAAAAGGCCCAUGAGGCAGAAACAAAGGGCGAAGCCGCAGCAGCUAUCCCCGAGACCGGUGGUCAAAGUACGGGUACCACAGCGGUUGCUUCGGGCGCGGCAAACGCUGCUGCUACAACUGCUGUGGCCGGUGCGGCCGAGAAGGCCGAGAAGGCCGAAAAGGCAUGA